Molecule: messenger RNA, 1734 nt
Organism: Perca flavescens (yellow perch)
Lineage: Eukaryota; Metazoa; Chordata; Actinopteri; Perciformes; Percidae
Gene: znf821
Product: zinc finger protein 821
Exons: 6
Coding region: 260-1729 (489 amino acids)
Biological process (GO): regulation of transcription by RNA polymerase II
Cellular component (GO): nucleus
Molecular function (GO): DNA-binding transcription activator activity, RNA polymerase II-specific; RNA polymerase II cis-regulatory region sequence-specific DNA binding
Source: RefSeq, a predicted model, not a curated record
GCAAUGGAGGGAGGAACACACUAGACAUGCAAAAUGGUGGCUAUUCCAGCCUCAGCACAUCUACCGCAGGCGGAGGGUUACACUGACAUAUCCCAGAGGUUUGUGAAAGAAGCGCGGACUGGCUCCCGGCGGCGCACAGAGCCGAAGUUUAUCAUCACCGUUCAGUAACGUUAGCUUCUAGCUUCUAGUAGAGGACUUCUUCACAGUCUGUGCCUCUGCCAGAGACUCCCACCUGAUAUGCCAGUGCUCACUGGACACCAUGGGGCCUUUCCACACUUUAGGCAUUACAGGACUUCAGCACACUAUUAACAUGGAUGGCAGGGACGAAUUCACCGAAGACAGUGAAUGCUGCAGCAACAACUCCCAGGAAGUACAAGAGCAGGAUAGCAUCUCAGAAGACAGUGAUAGUGACCUUAACAACCACGGUGAGGACUCGUCCUCCAACGCCUCCGCCGGCGACCACAUGAGCACCAAGAGAACGCAGUGCCGCCUACAAGGAGCGGGAGUCAAAGAGGAGAGCGAGGAAGGGGCAGACCACGGCAUCAACUUUGUUUGUCCUCUCUGCACGCUGGAUUUCAGCAGCCCUGAGAAGCUCAUCUCCCAUGUCUACCAGCACACGACUAUGAUGAGCAAUAGCAAGAGCUACGUGUGCCCAGUGUGUGGGCGAGCCCUGAGUUCGCCUGGCUCGCUUGGACGGCAUCUUCUCAUCCACUCUGAGGACCGCCUGUCCAACUGCGCUGUCUGUGGCGCACGCUUCACAGACACCAACAACUUUAACAGGGAGAAGCUUAAAGAUGUCCUCGACACAACCAUGAUGGAUGUCCCCGAUGGAAGUGACACCUGUUCCAUGUCCCUCUCUAGCAGCCCCAUGACCAGCCCGGGCCACAGCACUUGCUCCUGCCACGGACCAGGCCCCAGUUCAUGUCAGGGCCCUCACCCCUGUCAAGCACCUGACCCCAACCCCAAUCUACAUCAGGCCCAUCGUACCUGCCAGGGACCAGGCCACGUCCUGAGCCAGUGUCAAGGCCCCAGACCAUGUCACGGCCCAGGACCAUGCGCAGUCUCUGACCAAGGACCCUCCUUUCCCUCAUUGCCCGACAGCCUUCUCUCCGAAGGGCCAUCAUUGGCAUCUAUCCCCGAUGCUCUUAACUCCUCCUCCUCAGGCUUUCCUCCCAUCCCUGACAUCUUGAGCCCUAUGACGGUGUAUCCUGCCGGAGUGCUGCUGGUGUGCAACAGCUGCAUGGCCUAUCAGCAGUUAGUGGAGGCCCAGUCGCCGCUGCGAAAAUGGGCCCUGCGUAGAAAGAACGAACCCUUGGAGGCCCGCAUGCAGCGUCUAGAGCGCGAGCGCACCGCAAAGAAGAACAAGCGAGCGUGUGAGACGGAAGAUGAGAGGGAACUGAGGAGGCUGCGGGACCGCGAGGCCAAGCGCAUGCAGAGGAUGCAGGAAUCCGAGGAGCAGCGGGCACGCAGGCUGCAGAGGGACAGGGAGGCCAUGCGUAUGAAGAGGGCCAACGAGACGCCAGAGAAGAGGCAGGCCAGGCUGAUCCGCGAGAGGGAGGCGAAGAGGAUCAAGCGACGGCUGGAGAAGAUCGACCCUGCUCUGAGGACACAGAUAGAGCACGAUCCUGCUGCCAUGGCUGCCCUCACAGCAGACAUGAGCCUCUUUCAGUUCCCCUGCCCUAUGCCUGUCCCUUCCAUUGAUAAUGGUCUGUACAUGAAGCUGCCCUAAAGGGG